UAGGGUUUCAACUCACCACGGGAAUUCAUUGUAACUCAGGGACCAUUACAUAGCACACGAGAUGACUUUUGGAGAAUGGUGUGGGAACAGAACUGCCGUGCCAUCGUCAUGCUGACUAGAUGUGUUGAGAAAGGAAGAGAAAAGUGUGAUCACUACUGGCCAUUUGAUAUGCAGUCUGUAUAUUAUGGAGAUAUCCAAGUUACCAUUUUAACAGAAUCUCAAUAUGCUCAUUGGACUAUUUCAGAAUUUAAAGUUUGCAGGGGUGAACAAUCUAGAAUAGUUAGACAUUUCCAUUUCACAACAUGGCCAGAUUUUGGAGUACCAGAUCCCCCUCAAACGCUGGUAAAAUUUGUCAGGGCAUUUCGAGAUAGAGUUUUAUUUGAUAGCAAACCUGUUAUUGUUCAUUGCAGGUAAGUAAAUAGGAAAGUAAAUGAUACAUGCAGCCAUAACAUUGUAAAUGCCAUUUUUCUCUAAAUACUAUGACAAUAGUGAUGCUGUAAGUGGCUAUAUUUUGAAGUUUAAUUUAUGUGAAGUCAUAACAUUUAAAGUGUCAGAUCACGUGACUUUUGGUAUCGAAAAUGUUAUGGCUUAUAUUUGCAUC
Centruroides sculpturatus (bark scorpion) is the source of this 601-nucleotide messenger RNA. RefSeq names its product tyrosine-protein phosphatase 10D-like. Gene Ontology annotation, biological process: protein dephosphorylation. The record is from RefSeq and is a predicted model, not a curated record. The transcript has 2 exons. Lineage: Eukaryota; Metazoa; Arthropoda; Arachnida; Scorpiones; Buthidae. Gene Ontology annotation, molecular function: protein tyrosine phosphatase activity. The coding region runs from base 76 to 414 and encodes 112 amino acids.